AUGGCAGGGUGCAGAGUUCCCGUGGCCUUGGCGGUGGCCUUGCUCUCUGGCGUGCUGGCCGAGAGCGGGGGGGCCCUGGAGAACCACUCUGUCAUCCAGGUGCCCAACGGCGGCCCCUGGGGCGCUUGGGCCUGGCAGGAGAUGUGCCCAGAAGGGACCUAUGCCACGGGCUUCAGCAUCAAGGUGGAAUCUUAUCAAGGCCUCACCAACGACGACACCGGGAUGAACGGGAUCCGGCUGCACUGCACACGCGGGGACAGGCACCCGGCCCACGAUGUGGAAUCGCAGAGUGGCAUGUGGGGGAAAUGGUCAGAGCCCCUCUGGUGCCCCCCCGGCGGGUAUCUGCAGAGGUUCUCCUUGCGAGUAGAGAAGGUCCGCGGCGGCAUGAAGGACAACAUGGGUGCCACCAACAUCCGCUUCACCUGCUCGGGUGGGGAGACCCUGGAGGGCCACGGCUUGUCCUGGGGGGAGUACGGCGUGUGGAGCCCCCGCUGCCCGAAGGGUCUGUGUGGGGUCCAGACGAAGCAGGAGAUGCCACGCGGGGCCCUGAGGGACGACACGGCUCUCAACGACGUCCGCUUUUUGUGCUGCAGCCACUGAACACACCCCCUCCGGGGAUGAAGCCCCCCCCAGCCCCC
This is a messenger RNA of Gekko japonicus, 638 nucleotides long. RefSeq names its product vitelline membrane outer layer 1 homolog (chicken) (gene VMO1). The coding region runs from base 1 to 600 and encodes 199 amino acids. NCBI's taxonomy places the organism in Eukaryota, Metazoa, Chordata, Lepidosauria, Squamata, Gekkonidae. The transcript is spliced from 3 exons. The record is from RefSeq and is a predicted model, not a curated record.